Molecule: messenger RNA, 3241 nt
Organism: Paramisgurnus dabryanus
Lineage: Eukaryota; Metazoa; Chordata; Actinopteri; Cypriniformes; Cobitidae
Gene: fev
Product: FEV transcription factor, ETS family member
Biological process (GO): cell differentiation; regulation of transcription by RNA polymerase II
Cellular component (GO): nucleus
Molecular function (GO): sequence-specific DNA binding; DNA-binding transcription factor activity, RNA polymerase II-specific
Source: RefSeq, a predicted model, not a curated record
GACUUUUAUACAUUGCCUUGCAUUCUAGGCUUGUUUUAUGUUGCCUGCGAUUUCUUUUAUGACUCAGGCAGCUAAAGCAAGUCUGGGAGGCUCGAGACAACACGACAUUGCGCGCACCGGAGAGGGACACGUGGACGAGAUGGAAUUGUUACAGCUGUUUGAGUUCAUACAGCCUAAAUCUACUGCAUGAUGCCAUAAUUUUAAUAUAAAUAAAACAGAAUCAUAUAGAUAAACAGAUUCAAUGUAUUCAGAAAGGUAGACCGUGAGUUUUAGGCUAAACCCAUCAAUUUAACCCAUUGGUAAUUAGGCCUAACUACAGUGGGGGAUUGUAGCACUAUUUGUGUUAUGAACAGUUUUGAAACAUACAUACUUCUAAACUGACUAUUUUAUAAAUUGAUUUAUGCUACACUGUAAAAAAUAUUCGACCAUUGAAUCAUCAUGGCAACAUACGUUUUAUUAUACAAAAAAAAUGUAAGGCUGCAAUGUGUUAUACAGUGUACGUGUUAAAGAUAUAAUUUUGUAUAAUGUUAAAAUAUUGCUUAUAUAUAAUAUGUGUAUUAAAGGGGCCUCUUAAACACACUCUUUGUUUUCUAUGUUUUUAAUAAAACUCUCUAAAUUCUAAAAAUGUAGCCUAUCUGUGUUCAUCAUAUGAGAUGUAAUCGCUUAAAGUAAUGUGAGGUUUUGAUGGGGAAUUACGUUACAAUUAUUGAGUCAUUUUGGUGCUGCUUUAAAUUAAUAUAAAAAUUUAAACUGUUGUGUUUCCUAAAGGACAUUUUCCAGUGGUGUGGUAUGUAAAACAACAGUGACCUUCAGACUUAUUUCCAAAGUUUCAGGAUAAUUCAUUUUAAAUUACUAUCGUUUGUAAUGGGAAUUAAACAGUUACACCGACUACUCCAACAAUGACUUAUUUCAUGGAGCAGCGUUGAGACUUAAAAACAAAUAUUUGGACCCCUGUCGUCAAUUUAAUUACUAAAUAGACAUUAUGAAUAAAUAUACAAUUAUGAAAAAUCAAUAAAUAGACAGACAUUAUAAAAUGUUUGCAUUAGCUCAUAUAAGACAAAAAUAGCAGCUUCUUCUCUUUAAUAUGUUGACAAGCCAGUGAUAAAUGGCCUAAACCCAUCAAAUGCGACCACUGUUAUGAUAUGUUUUCCUCCCUACUUAAAACAAACAACGAGUCCAGUUUAAAAUUAUCAUUUGGGUGAAAUAUUCUUAUAUUUUAGGAGAGUUUAGCUGAAAUUCCAUUUUUAAAAAAUAUUCAUUUUAAAGGUGUUUAACAGAGGUCCAACAGGCCACCUGAUCAUAAUGCAGGGCUCAGGGUUUACAGUACCAUUUCACAUCUAUUGCGUAUUAAAGCAACAUAAGUUUGGAUAAAAUGUUCCUGUUUACCGUUAUGCAGUGAGGCGUAGUUUAAAGGCAAAUAUUCUCUUCCAACAUUGAACAUGCCUUUUUGUUUGCUAAGGGGUAAAAGGCGGAAAAGAAAGAGGAUCUGAACCGGUUUCCAUGUCAAACACUUCAAUUCUCCAUAGAAACUGUGAUCUUAACGCAGAAACUUUAUUAAACCUUGAUGGUGGAUUGAUAAGGGCGAAUUUCUAUCGGUUCCUUUUUAUUGUGGAGACGGGGAGGGAUGACAGAGGUAAAUUGCUCUUUUAAUUAAACCAAUGCACCGAAGGAAAUUGCUGUCUGAAUAUUGUCUCAGAGAUGGGGCUUGCGACAGUUGCCUGGAAACUUCAAUCUGUCUCACAUUUAUUCCAGAUCACAGUUUUGAGAUAAAGUUUAAUAAAAAUCUUUGCGCCAAUGAAAGCCAACGCUUUCACGUCCACCACCACAAUGCGUCAGAACUGCGGAGGAAGCCUUAUGUUUAACAUGUAUCUCUCAGACCAUACGGAAAAUCUACUGAAGGAAAGCAAAAGCUCUACCUGGACUCCCAUCAACACCGGCGUGCAAAAAGGAAGUGGACAAAUACAACUGUGGCAAUUUCUUCUGGAGCUUCUGUCAGACAGCACAAAUAUGUCAUGCAUCGCCUGGGAGGGGACCAAUGGAGAGUUUAAACUGAUAGACCCGGACGAGGUCGCCAGACGAUGGGGGGAACGCAAGAGUAAACCGAACAUGAACUAUGACAAACUGAGCCGAGCUCUGCGCUAUUACUACGACAAAAACAUCAUGACCAAGGUGCACGGAAAGCGCUACGCCUACAAAUUUGACUUUAACGGCCUGGCACAAGUCUGCCAACCAUCUUCCACCGAACAAGCUAUUUAUAAAUUUCAGAGCAACUUCGCUCCCAUUCAGUUUUCAGGCAUUUCCAAACUCAAUCUGGUUGCUCCAGGGGUCGGACCAUCAGGGUUCUCUUACUGGCCCGGAUCUCACCCGACUCUCUACCACAGCCACAACCUACAACCACCAGGGCCAUUCGGUGCCGUUUCUGCGUCGCAUUUAAGUUGCGUUAACAAUAUCAAUAGUUUAAAUAACUUGAAUAAUAUCAAUAAUCACUAUAACUGAUUUUAUGCAUUAAAAAUGCGCAUCCAUACACGAGACCAAUAUUCAAUAGCAUAUUGACACUAAUUGACAUACACUAUACGGUACUGGAAUAACCCAGCAAAUGUAUCUGCAAUAAAUUCAUAUGUCUAAAAAUAGUUAUUUCGAGUUGUCAAUGUUUGAGCAAAAAAUUUAGUCGAUGGAUCAACAUCGGUCACCUUAUGUAAUUUAGCGCCAUCUAAUGGAAAUUAAACAAAAAUAGCAUAGGCUAUUCAACAAAUUUAUUGUGUUGAUCAUUAUGAUUUUUCGACAGUUUAAAUAAAUUUAGCUUGAAUAGGCUACGUGCUCAAAUUCCAAUAUUGGACUGAUGCAGGCUGUGUAAAAAUAAUAUUAUUAAUUAAUAAAAUGUAUUAAAUCUAGGCUUAAAAUUAUUAUGCCUUCGUGAUCAAGAACAAAAGGUAAGCCAAAAUAAAGCUUGAAAAAUUAUAUGUAUUAAAUUACUACCCUUUUGUAACCAAGCAAAUUGUAACACGUGCAUUUGAAUACUCUAUUUAAAUAUCCUACUGUGCACUACGUUUUAAAUGAAUUAAUUGUAUUUUAUUUAACGACUACGGGCGGUUUAAGUCUAAACAAAAGGCUAACAAUUACAAUUGAAAUCGAAUAAAUUGCAAACAAUAACUAUGAAUGUGUUUUAUUUUUAUGUGUUAAUUUAUGAGGACUCUUAUGUGUAUUAAUUUAUGAGGAUUCUUCUUGGUUAUUCCUAACAUGU